CAUACAAGCCGGCUAUGCAUUUAUUUGAUCAGAGCUUCAGUGGAAGUGGUUGAACUACAUUUUCGCUUUGCUGGUGUCUGCAAUUCAACGAAACACAUUCAUUGACUUUUCUCUGAUCCUCCUCCUACCGCUUGGCUUCUUUAAAACGACGAUUUGUUGGAUUAUCUUUUUCAGCUUUAACUCGAUCUUCCUCACCGACUUCCGCUGCAUCGGCACGUAUCAUACGCAUAGCACUUCAAUAAACAAGUCCUACACUUGGCUUUAAUUUAAAGAGUCCAGCCAAAUCCAUCAUCUCUAGAUGCCACGCACUUGACAAUCAAGCUUCUCUCUUCGCCAUUUUUGACUUGCUUGCUUAGGUCAUGGCCUCCGCCGCAGCCGCCGCCGCCGCCAACCGUCACCCUCAAGGAUCUUCCUCGACAACAGCGUUUUGCUCAACUACUGCGAAAUCACUGCUUGGCUUGGCACCAAGCGGGAGGUUUGGAGUCCAUAAGAAGCUCUCUCACGGCCAUGGACUGAGAAUCCGAGCAACUUCCGGCGACGGCAACAAGGUGGAGGUACCAAGGCAGUGGUACAACCUCAUCGCUGAUCUCCCUGUAAAACCUCCUCCUGCUCUGCAUCCGAAGACACACAAGCCACUUAAACAAGAAGAUCUAUCGCCCCUUUUCCCAGAUGAGUUGAUCAAGCAAGAGGUCAGCGAGGAGAGGUUCAUCCCUAUACCGGAGGAAGUCAUCGACAUCUACAGGCUCUGGCGGCCAACCCCUCUUAUCAGAGCCAAGAGACUAGAGAAACUGCUUGAAACACCUGCAAGGAUCUACUAUAAGUAUGAGGGCACAAGCCCUGCAGGAUCUCACAAGCCCAAUACUGCAGUCCCACAAGCAUGGUACAAUGCUCAGCAGGGAGUGAGGAACGUCGUGACCGAAACCGGUGCAGGCCAGUGGGGCAGCUCUUUGGCUUUUGCUUGUAGCCUAUUCGGUCUCAAUUGUGAAGUUUGGCAGGUUCGCGCUUCUUAUGAUCAGAAACCUUACCGGAAACUCAUGAUGCAAACAUGGGGAGCUAGAGUUCAUCCGUCACCCUCUACAGUCACCAAUGCUGGCCGAAAAAUCCUUGAGGAUGAUCCUAUGAGCCCCGGCAGUCUAGGGAUUGCAAUCUCUGAGGCAGUUGAGGUUGCAGCUGCUCAUGAGGACACCAAGUAUUGUUUGGGGAGUGUUCUAAACCAUGUGUUGCUUCACCAAACUAUCAUCGGGGAGGAAUGUCUUGAGCAACUGGCAGCGAUCGGUGAAACGCCGGACGUGAUCAUAGGCUGCACCGGCGGCGGGUCUAACUUCGGCGGGUUAACGUUUCCUUUCAUUCGGGAGAAGCUGAAAGGAAAAUUGAACCCCCUGAUAAGAGCUGUAGAGCCAGCAGCUUGUCCUUCUCUGACCAAAGGCAUUUAUGCCUAUGAUUAUGGCGACACUGUCGGGAUGACACCAUUGAUGAAGAUGCAUACUCUCGGUCAUGACUUUGUCCCUGAUCCAAUUCACGCAGGCGGUUUGCGCUACCAUGGAAUGGCACCACUAGUUUCUCAUGUUUAUGAGAUGGGAUUCAUGGAAGCUAUAUCACUUCCUCAAACUGAAUGCUUUCGCGGUGCCUUGCUGUUUGCACGAACAGAGGGUCUAAUUCCGGCUCCAGAGCCAACUCACGCCAUUGCUGCUGCAAUUAGAGAAGCACUGCACUGUAAAGAGACGGGCGAAAAGAAAGUCAUACUGAUAGCAAUGUGUGGGCAUGGACAUUUUGAUCUGGCUUCCUAUGAGAAGUAUUUGGAAGGCAACAUGGUUGAUCUCGACUUCUCCAGUGAAAAGGCACAAGCAUCGUUGGCUGCCAUCCCUCAAAUUGUUCCCUGAAGCUGAACACAUCGAUUGCAAUAACUCUUUCAUCGAAAAAUUUGUAAUCUGCAAGUUGCAAGGACGAGUUUUUAUUAGCUGCUUCAUUUGAUAAUAUCAAACUCUUUUCAUCU
Molecule: messenger RNA, 1993 nt
Organism: Zingiber officinale
Lineage: Eukaryota; Viridiplantae; Streptophyta; Magnoliopsida; Zingiberales; Zingiberaceae
Product: tryptophan synthase beta chain 2-like
Exons: 6
Coding region: 360-1880 (506 amino acids)
Biological process (GO): L-tryptophan biosynthetic process
Molecular function (GO): L-serine hydro-lyase (adding indole, L-tryptophan-forming) activity; pyridoxal phosphate binding; tryptophan synthase activity
Source: RefSeq, a predicted model, not a curated record